UCCAUUUUUUAAAAAAAAAUCCUGUUUGUUUAUGAUUUUAUAGAGGAAAAUUACUAGCAAAUAAUUUUAUUGGAUAAUUAUUAUAUAUUUAUGAUAACAAUUUUUAUUUCAUGCCAUAAUUUUGAAUUUCUUAUUAUUAUCAUGUAUAUUGUAAUGAUGUUAAUUAGUAGCAGCACACGAUUUGAAACGGUAACGAACCGGAAGUGUAACAGUAAUAUAAAACACCUGUUACGUAAUAAUAAAAUUAUAUAAAAAAAAAUUAAUUAAUAUUAACAUUAGCGAACCGGGUAAGAUAGAAAUCAUGGUAGGCUCGGAUAACGCGAAGCAAAACCGGUUAACAAAUCACAGCGGCGUCGGAAAGACGCUAGGCGUACGCUUAACGCACUUGAGAACGACGCAACCCACCUGCCCUGCCACUUUAUAUAUAAUAACUCUGCUUUUUUACCUUCUUCCUCCAAAAAACCAUUAUACCCAACUUUUAGGCUUUCGUAUUCCGGCGAGUUUUCUCUCUCUCUAUCCUUGUCAUCGUAUCCGUUGAUUCCUCGUCGCACUUCACUUCAGCCUAGAAGAAACAGUCUACUUCGCUAAUAAACAUUUAUAACAAGAUGUUUGGUGCAUCUAAUCCUUUUGGACAGGGAUCUAAUAGCAGCAGUCCUUUUGGGACCCAAACUCAAUCUGUGUUUGGUCAGAACAACAACGCGUCUAGUAAUAAUCCCUUUGCGCCAAAACCCUUUGGUGCUGCUUCUAGUCCUUUCGGCGCGCAGACUGGUGGUUCUAUGUUUGGAGGUACUUCAACUGGUGUGUUUGGUCAGGCUCAAGCUUCCUCCCCUUUCGGGGCUUCUAGUCCUUUUGGUGCGCAGACCGGUGGUUCUAUGUUUGGAGGCACUUCAACCGGUGUGUUUGGUCAGGCUCAAGCUUCUUCCCCUUUUGGUGCUUCUAGUCCUUUUGGUGCGCAGACCGGUGGUUCUAUGUUUGGAGGCACUUCAACCGGUGUGUUUGGUCAGGCUCAAGCUUCCUCCCCUUUCGGUGCUUCAUCACAAGGGUUUGGGAGCUCUACUCCGAGCUUUGGAGCACCUUCUGCUCCUGCCUUUGGCAAUUCGCCUUCACCUUUUGGUGGCACUUCAACUUUUGGACAGAAUGGCUUCUCAACGCCUCAGUCAAGUCCUUUCGGAAGCGCCACACAACAGUCACAGCCUGCUUUUGGAAACAGCACUUUCGGGUCAUCUACACCCUUUGGUGCCUCUACCACCCCUGCCUUUGGCUCUACGAAUACAUCUGCCUUCGGCGCCUCAAGCACACCUGCCUUCGGCUCCACCAAUACAUCUGCCUUCGGUGCCUCAAGCACACCUGCAUUUGGCGUGUCACCCACUCCUGCCUUUGGUAACUCUGGCACUGCAUUUGGCAACAAUGCUUUUGGUUCUGGAGGUGCUUCAGGUACACCUGGGUUUGGCGCUUCAAGCGCUCCUGCGUUUGGUUUUGGCUCCUCCCCAGCUUUCGGACAGACUACGCAUUCUCCCUUUGGAGCUCAAGGUUCUCAGUCUUCGAACUCAACAACCUUUGGAAAUCAACAACAGGGUGGUAGUAGAAUCAUUCCAUAUACAUCUACAAUAGAUGCAGAGUCUGGAACUGGAGCCCCUGGGAAGCUACAAUCAAUUUCUGCUAUGAGUGUCCACAAAGAAAAAUGCCAUGAGGAGCUCAGGUGGGAGGAUUUCCAGAGAGGAGAUAAAGGUGGAAAACUUCCUGCGGGGCAAACUAGUCUGUUCUCUCAGCCCACGAACCCUUUCGGCCAGACAUCUACCAAUCCUACAAAUCCAACACACGCCUUUCAAAGCACAAUAGCCCCAAACCCAAACCCUUUCGGCCAGACAUCUGGAAAUCCAACACAAGGCUUUCAAAGCACAAUAGCCCCAAACCCAAACCCUUUCGGCCAGACAGCACCAACCCCAAGUCCUUUCGGCCAGACAUCUGCAAACCCAACACACGCCUUUCAAAGCACAAUAACCCCAAACCCAAACCCUUUCGGCCAGACAUCUGCAAACCCAACAACCGGCUUUCAAAGCACAAUAACCCCAAACCCAAACCCUUUCGGCCAGACAGCACCAACCCCAAGCCCUUUCGGCCAGACAUCUGCAAACCCAACAAACCCUUUCAGCCAAAACACUCCAGCAACUAACACAAAUUUCUCGUCUCCCUUUGGCCAACCUACUACCCCAUCCUUGUUUGGAACUUCAUCAAAUACCACACCCGGUUUUGCACCAUCCUCUGGUUUUGCAGCAACCACUACGCAGCCAUUUGGUCCAUCAAGCACUCCUUCAUUUGCCUCUUCGUCAGUCUUCAAUUCUUCUGGCUCCUCUCCGUCACUGUUUAGUUCGACUCCUGCACAAGGGUCAACUCCAGCAUUUAGCAGUGGAAACUUUAACAACAGUCAGUCAGCUCAGCUGUUUAGCUCAAACCCCUCAUUUGCACAGACUGGGUUUGGACAAAAUACAAAUACCCAACCUAGCAUUUUCAGUACACCUUCCACUGGAUUCGCAAACAUGUCUACAAGCUUUCCAUCCUUAAAUACAAGCAUCGCUCCCUUAAGUCAAACAAAGCCUGCUGGUCCGACACCGCAGCAAUCAACUCAGCCAACUCAACCAUCUUUUAGUUUCAACAACUCUGGUCAGACCCAAACAGUCGCUGCAGGUGGAUUGGCAUUUUGUCCAGUCAACUUUGGGCAAGUGCCUGCUUCGCAACCAAACCCUGUAAGUAACCUCACUGCUACGCAACCAAACCCAUUUGGAACGCUUCCUGCUGUGCCUCAGAUUUCAAUUGGUCAAGGUGGAAAUUCACCUUCGAUUCAGUAUGGAAUCUCCAGCUUGCCUGUCGUUGAUAGACCUGCACCGGCCAGAGUGUCAUCACUCCUGACUUCUCGACAUCUUUUGCAAAGACGGGUCAUGCUGCCUGCAAGAAAGUACCGUGCGGGGGAUGAUAGUCCAAAGGUUCCAUUCUUCAGUGAUGAAGAGAACUCCAAUACACCUAGGGCUGAUGCGUUUCUCACUCCAAGGGAAAACCCGAGAGCUUUGUUAAUACGCUCACUUAAAAAGGAAACAGCAGCACCGCUGAAGGAUGACACGACCCCUCUGCAAGAGAAUGGUAAGAGAUCGAAUGGGGUUAUUACUAAUGGAGCCAACAACGAGAAUAAGAAUAAUGGUGAAGUUCGUGAUGCUCCUCCGGUAAAAGCCAAUGAGACACAUGAAAAUCACGGAGGCGACAAGAACGGCGCAAAGAGUUCACCAAGUAGAGCAGAGAUCGAGUCAUUGCUGCCAAAGCUGCAUCACGCUGAGUAUUUCACAGAGCCUCGGAUCCAAGAACUAGCUGGCAAGGAAAGGGCUAAUCCUGGUUAUACCGGACGAGUGAGGGACUUUGUUGUCGGGAGACACGGUUACGGCAGCAUAAAGUUUCUAGGAGAGACGGAUGUGCGUAAGCUCGACUUGGAAAAGUUGGUUCAGUUCAACAACAGGGAAGUGCUUGUGUACAUGGACGAGAGCCAGAAACCUCCUGUUGGUCAGGGACUGAACAAGCCAGCGGAAGUAACGUUGCUCAACAUAAAAUGCAUGGACAAGAAGAGCGGGAAGCAAGUGAAAGAAGGCCCGAGGGUGGAGAAGUAUAAGGAAAUGCUCAAGAGGAAAGCUGAAGAACAAGGAGCUGAGUUUGUGUCUUAUGAUGUUGUGAAUGGCGAGUGGAAGUUUAAGGUCGAACAUUUUUAGUUCUUACAAGGUUAGAGAUGAAGAUGAUGAGUAGAAAAGAUCUAACGUCGUUGUCGUUUUGGGGUCUGUCUAUUAGUCUUUUGCUUUUACCUCAACCUCUCUUUUAUCAGUUUUAUUAGGAAAAAUAUUAUAAGUUCGUUUUUGGAUUGGUGGCUGUGGUCUAGUGAUUUUUUUCUCUCCUUUUUGUUCUAAUCUGGUGGAGGUUUCAGGAUUUUGUUCUGUAAAACUUUUUAAGUGUUUUUUUAACCAAAUGAAGAAAUAUACUAUUCACCAAUGGAAACAGCAUCACCAUUUCUCAUGUUAAUUAUGUUGUUCUACCAAAUUAAUAUUUUCUUUGGUCA
Messenger RNA from Brassica rapa (field mustard), 4090 nucleotides. Its product is annotated as nuclear pore complex protein NUP98B. Gene Ontology annotation, molecular function: structural constituent of nuclear pore; RNA binding. The record is from RefSeq and is a predicted model, not a curated record. NCBI's taxonomy places the organism in Eukaryota, Viridiplantae, Streptophyta, Magnoliopsida, Brassicales, Brassicaceae. Gene Ontology annotation, cellular component: nuclear pore; nuclear pore cytoplasmic filaments. Gene Ontology annotation, biological process: protein import into nucleus; telomere tethering at nuclear periphery; post-transcriptional tethering of RNA polymerase II gene DNA at nuclear periphery.